AUGCCAUACCUUCAAAACGGGUCCGGCUCGCCCGUGGACCCCGAGAAAGUCCCCGAUGCUUUUGAGAAGCUUGUGCAAGACCUCAGUGCGGCCUUGGGCCCGAGCUCGGGCCUCGACUCGGAGGAUGUCGACCCGGUGAAAAUCCAGAGGUUCAUGGAGGACUAUGUUUCGAAGUCGGGGGAAUGGGGACCAUAUGCCUUCGGAGACCUCAGCAGGACAUACACUAGGAACUUGAUUGAUGAGGGAAACGGCAAAAGUAAUCUGCUGAUUCUCGUCUGGAGUCCAGGCAAGGGGAGUGCCAUCCACGAUCACGCCAAUGCACACUGCGUCAUGAAGAUCCUUAAAGGCAAACUCCAAGAAACUCUCUACUCAUGGCCCGACGAAGAGAAGAUCGAGCACGGGCAAACCUCCCCGCCAGAAAUCACCAAGCAAACUGUGUAUGGUGAGAACCAGGUCACCUACAUGUCUGACAAGCUCGGUCUGCACCGUAUAUCCAAUCCAGACCCAAACAACGUUGCUAUUUCAUUGCACCUGUACACACCACCCAAUGCUGCCAACUAUGGCUUCUGUCUCUAUGACGAAAAGACUGGCAAGGCAAAGCACAUCAAACAGACCAACUUCUACUCUUUCCGGGGUCAGCGCGUCGACGACGGAGGACAAUAA
Penicillium alfredii is the source of this 663-nucleotide messenger RNA. RefSeq names its product putative cysteine dioxygenase Cdo1. Gene Ontology annotation, biological process: L-cysteine catabolic process. The record is from RefSeq and is a predicted model, not a curated record. Lineage: Eukaryota; Fungi; Ascomycota; Eurotiomycetes; Eurotiales; Aspergillaceae. Bases 1 to 663 code for a protein of 220 amino acids. Gene Ontology annotation, molecular function: ferrous iron binding; cysteine dioxygenase activity. The transcript has 5 exons.